Vicia faba (fava bean) is the source of this 933-nucleotide messenger RNA. NCBI's taxonomy places the organism in Eukaryota, Viridiplantae, Streptophyta, Magnoliopsida, Fabales, Fabaceae. The record is from the annotation of a GenBank genome assembly.
AUGGAAGCACAAGAUUACUUUGUCGGUGGUGGAUACUACGGUGGUGCCGGAGGACUCGACCAAUUCUCGCCGGAGAAACGUCACGGUUACAGUGAUCAGAAGCCUUGUGAGCCGUUUGCCAUUGAUGACCUGCUUGAUUUCUCCGAUGCUGACGCAAUUAUGUCAGAUGGAUUCUUCGAUAACAAUGUUGCCGGAAAUUCAACUAACUCUUCCACUGUUACCGCAAUUGACAGCUGCAACUCAUCAGGCUCAGCCGGAGAUAACCGUUUCGCAGGCACACUUGUUCCCUGUGGUUUUGCCGGUGAUGUUCAGCUCACCGGUGAACUCUGUGUUCCGUAUGAUGAUAUGGCGGAAUUGGAAUGGCUUUCGAAUUUCGUGGAAGAUUCGUACUCUGCUGAAGAGGAAUUGAAAACACUGCAACUUCUGUCCGGCGCCGGUGCAGAAACGCCUCUCCCAGGGAAAGCGCGUAGCAAACGCUCACGCGCGGCUCCAGGAGACUGGUCCACGCGCUUGCUCCAUCUCCCCGACGCGCAGGUUUCUCAGAUGAAUAUUAUGCCGGUGAAGAAGCGUGAGGAUCCUAACGCAGAAUGCUCCGGGAGAAAAUGUCUGCAUUGCGGCACCGACAAGACGCCGCAGUGGCGAACCGGACCGAUGGGACCGAAGACUCUUUGCAAUGCUUGCGGCGUGAGGUUUAAGUCCGGUAGGUUGGUGCCGGAGUAUCGACCGGCGGCGAGUCCGACUUUCGUUUCGGCGAAGCAUUCGAAUUCGCAUAGGAAGGUUCUGGAACUGAGGAGGCAGAAAGAGAUGCAAAGAUCACAGCAUCAACAGCUUCUAAGUCAUGGUUCAAUUUUCGGCGUAUCCAACGGUGGUGAUGAGUUUAUCAAUUAUCAUCAUCAUCAUCAUUGUGGGCCAGAGUUUAGGCAUGUUAUCUAG